CGGACAAACUUAAUUGUAAACAACAAGGUUGCAGCGCAGAGCCAGACGUCGCAGUCGAUUUCAAGAGUUCGACAAGAUACCGGGUCAGCAAUGUCGGAGACCCGAAAAAUGGCCCAGCAGGCGGCCAUGCAAAUCGCGGCCGGUGGUUCUGCCGGGUUUGUUGAGGUUUGCCUCAUGCACCCUCUGGACUUGGUCAAGACGCGACUGCAGCUGCAGGCCCGCAGAGGUCCCGCCGUCGGGGUCGCCUCUGACCCUCAUUUCUACAAUGGGGUGGUCGACUGUUUUCGCAAAAUGUACCGGCACGAGAGCUUCCUGGCCUACUGGAAGGGCGUGCUGCCCCCAAUCCUCGUUGAGACCCCGAAAAGGGCCGUCAAGUUUUUCACAUUUGAACAGUACAAACAGUUCUUCCUCUUUGGGUCACCAACGCCAACUCCAUUGACUUUCUCAUUGGCUGGCUUGAGUGCUGGAAUCACAGAGGCAAUUUUGGUGAAUCCAUUUGAGGUGGUAAAAGUUGCCCUCCAAGCCAACAAAUCCGAGGCGCCUUCAACGUGGAGUGUGACAAGGAAAAUUGUCAACGACAAUGGACUUCGAGGACUCAACAAAGGACUUACAGCCACCAUUGCGAGGAAUGGAGCAUUUAACAUGGUCUACUUUGGGUUCUACCACUCUGCCAAAAACUAUCUACCAGAAUCACAUGACCCAUGGUUAGAAUUCAGCCGGAAACUGUUUCUCGGCUUUGUGUCCGGCACCCUGGCGUCGUGUUUCAACAUCCCAUUCGAUGUGGCCAAAAGUCGCAUCCAAGGGCCUCAGCCGGCCAGCGGGCGAAAGUACUUUUCCACUGUGGCGACAAUGCGACUCGUGGUGGCGGAAGAGGGCUGGCGAGCCCUUUACAAGGGUCUUGUGCCAAAAGUGAUGCGUCUCGGACCGGGCGGCGCCGUCAUGCUGCUCGUCUACGAACACGCAUAUGCCUACUUGCAGGCCAGAUACCCCCUGUGACUCGAUUUUGCAGCAUUUAUAUAAUUUAUCUCACUCCAAUAUUAUCCAGUAGCAAGCAAGCGCCCAGAUUUCUUCAAUUGAGUUAAUUGGAUAAUAUUUAUACUAGUCUCUUUCUAACGUUUUUUUAAUGAACAUUUUUUAGCAAACUUUUAACAACAGCAGUUCGCCAAGUGAAAUUAUUUAAAGAAAUUAAUCUGUGAUUUAAAAAUCCCACCAAGAGCAUGAUCUCUGCCUGCAAGUUACCUAAUUCCUAUCCUUCAGCAAUAGAAGAUAUCUGGGCUAUAGGGGCCUUCUUUUGUGAGACCAAUGAUUGAAAUAUGAUGUGCCUAUGCUUUGUAUAGAGGUGAAAAGAAUGGAAAUUCUAUGUUAUUGAAUAACAGUUAAUUUGCUAACUGCCAAAUAAGAGACUUAGUGUGUCUAAAAUCGAAUAGAUUUAACAAUAAUACCAAUUCUGUCAAAGAUUUAUAAUAAAAAUUGACGAAAGAAUUUUAUAUCAAAAACUUUAAAGGGUUUACUUAUAAAUUAAACGUAAUAUGAUAAUUACUUAUAUUUUUUAAUUUCCAUAAUAUGCUUGAUAUGCUCUUGUUUCCUAAACUUGCAUAUUUCAACAAUUGUUAAAUUUUUUCCAUUCAAUCCAAACUUGAGCCAGUUUCAGAAAUUUAUUUUACAGAGAAACUGCCUCUCUUUACCAUUGGCCUUGACGCCGAAUUAUUUUUCAAGUUUGACUUGUUUUGACCGCAACAAGUAAAAACCAUGAUUGUCAUUCAAAAUCUCUUUUGAUAUAUUUUUAUCAUGACUGACGUACAAGUUAAUUAGAGGCAAGUAGGAAAGGUCAGCGCGCAACAUUUUCAAGGGUCUGCUGCCCUCGAUAUAGUAGAGCUCUGUUAUUAUUAUCCAUGUACGCCAGCAGCGCUCCAUAUGUGUGUGCACGUUUUUGCCUUAAAUAUAUCCCACACAUUUGUUUUCAUGUGUGCUUAACAAUUUCAGUUCAAUGCCUCAAAACAAUUAAAUGCCAUUAAUGCAGGCACUAUGAUUGCUAUGAGCACCCCCACUCUAAGCUCUCUGCUAUUAAAAUUUAUCUCUCUAUAGCCGCAUUUUUUUCACCUGAUUUGCACUUGUAAAGUAGAUCACAAUUUAGCAUUGAAGUUAAGUACCUUUGUUAUAAUUUUUAAUUUAAACUGCUAUUCAUGGUAAUUAAAUUUCUGAUAAAUUAUUUAUACUCAUGAGAACUCAACCAACAUAUUUAAACCUACAAUUAAACCACUUUAAAAUGUUCUUUCAGAAUAAAACAUAAUUAA
This is a messenger RNA of Neocloeon triangulifer, 2294 nucleotides long. Its product is annotated as mitochondrial 2-oxodicarboxylate carrier. Bases 91 to 996 code for a protein of 301 amino acids. The transcript is spliced from 5 exons. NCBI's taxonomy places the organism in Eukaryota, Metazoa, Arthropoda, Insecta, Ephemeroptera, Baetidae. The record is from RefSeq and is a predicted model, not a curated record.